This is a messenger RNA of Pipra filicauda (Wire-tailed manakin), 3102 nucleotides long. It is a transcript of the gene STX2, whose product is annotated as syntaxin 2. The record is from RefSeq and is a predicted model, not a curated record. The coding region runs from base 71 to 1048 and encodes 325 amino acids. Gene Ontology annotation, biological process: exocytosis; intracellular protein transport; synaptic vesicle fusion to presynaptic active zone membrane. Lineage: Eukaryota; Metazoa; Chordata; Aves; Passeriformes; Pipridae. Gene Ontology annotation, molecular function: SNARE binding; SNAP receptor activity. The transcript is spliced from 10 exons. Gene Ontology annotation, cellular component: presynaptic active zone membrane; SNARE complex; plasma membrane.
GGCGGGCGGGGGGAACGGGGCGGCCCCGGGCACGGCGGGAGCGGCCCCAGGAACCCCAAGAGCCGCGGGGAUGAAGGACCGGCUGGCGGACCUGGCAGAGUAUAAAGGAAAUGAAGAUGGGGAGACAGUUAUUAUUGAAAAAGACCAUUUCAUGGAUGACUUUUUCCAGCAGGUUGAGGAAAUUAGAAAUAAUAUAGCAAAAAUAGCACAAAAUGUGGAAGAAGUGAAGAAGCAGCACAGCAUUAUCCUGUCAGCACCAAAUCCUGAAGGAAGAACAAAGGAAGAACUUGAAGAAUUAAAUGAGGAAAUAAAGAAGAUUGCCAACAAAAUCCGGGCCAGGCUAAAGGCUAUUGAACAAAGUUUUGAGCAGGGUGAAAAUGCCAGUCGGACAUCAGUGGACCUCAGGAUAAGGAAAACACAGCACUCUGUGUUGGCUCACAAGUUUGUGGAGGUGAUGACGGAAUACAACGAGACCCAGACUCUGUUUCGAGAACGCAGCAAAUGUCGGAUACAGAGGCAAUUAGAGAUCACUGGAAAGACCACCACUGAUGAGGAACUGGAAGAAAUGUUAGAGAGUGGUAAUCCUUCCAUUUUCACUUCUGAUGUAUGUAUUUCUGCUCCAGCUAUGUCUCUCUUCUAUUCUACUGCUCCUGCUCUUCAGGAGUGUGUCAGCAGGUCCUUACUUGUGUCCUUAUCUUUGUCCAUCCUCCCAAAGAUUAUAUCAGACUCUCAAAUAACCAGGCAAGCUCUGAAUGAGAUCGAGUCCCGUCACAAGGAUAUUAUGAAACUGGAAUCCAGCAUAAAGGAACUUCAUGAAAUGUUUAUGGACAUGGCAAUGUUUGUUGAGACUCAGGGUGAAAUGAUCAACAACAUAGAGAAGAACGUGAUGAAUGCAACAGAUUAUGUGGAACAUGCAAAAGAAGAGACAAAAAAGGCAGUUAAAUAUCAAAGUAAAGCACGAAGGAAAAUGUGGAUAAUUAUCAUUGUGUCAGUGGUGUUGGUUGCCAUAAUUGCUCUAAUUAUUGGUUUGUCUGUUGGUAUUCGGUGAUGGUUGGAUAACCUCAGCAUGCAUGUCUUCCUGCCACUGUGGCAAAAUUGAUGUUCAUCAUUAUAUGUGUAACUGUAUUGCUUUUGAUACUUGGAAUUAUCCUUGCAACAACACUGUCCUAGCAAGCACAUUCCAAGAGUUAUGAACCUUCAGCAACUCCAAAAUACAUCUUUAGUAAAACCAAACCUUGACCAGAAAUGAUGCCUUACACUGUUCCGUGAUGAUGACCUGUCACUAAUGGCUCAAAAUGAAAGCAAAAUCACUCUUAAUGUUUACUCAUAAACAAAGAUCAGAAUGUAUUAGGAUGUGUAUGGAUUUUCAUCAUAAACUAGGUUUGUAAGACUGACACUUGCUCUUCAUUGUUUUGAACUAGAGUAACUUAGGGUUUUUUUUCAUAUCUCAGUGUUAUAGUUUAAAUAGGGAGUUGAGAGACAAUUGAGUUUUUGACUGUUUUGCUUUUUUUCCUAUUGCUAACAUAAUUCUAAUCAUGAAUUUAGUACCUUGCUGGUGCUGCCUUUGUUAGUACUCUUGUGAACAUUUUUAUGAGAUAUAGCCUUGUCUUUAUUAAUUAUUUAGUCACCUUAACCUAUAUAAGCUUUAUGCUUAAAUAUUUUCUUCUCCAACAAGUGCUAAAAUAUUUUAACCUGAAAAGACUUAUUUAACUGUCUGCUUAGUGCAUUACACCCGAGAAGAAAAAAAAAAAAAAGCUUUUUUACACUUGGCAGUUUAUUAAUUUUUUUCUUCAAUAUAAAUUGCUUUAAAUAUUUCCUUCCUAUUUAAUAAAAAGUUAGUUGGAACAUUUCUGGCAAACGAAGACUGCAGUGAAGCACACUGAAUUUGCACUUGAGCAAAGGAAGCUGAUGGAUCAGUUCAGCCUUAUUGUUCAUAUGAAUAUGACAAAAAUUACAUUCUAAAGCCAAAUCAAGUUUUCUUGUUUCGAGCCUUGCUAAUGCUGAUGUAUGAACAUGGCAUGAGGAUGAACUCCUUCAGAGAAUCUACAGCAUAAUACAAACUAAGACACUGACUUGUUAUGAAAUAUCUGUAUAUAUAACAUAGAUGAAGUGUUUUAGUGUAUACAUGCCUGUUGUAAUCCUAGCUUUCGUGACUUGAAAUACUUCAAAUGUACCCAAAUAACUGCAUUUAAUGUUACAGGUUAUUUUUGUAUUUUAUUUUUUUGUGUGUGUGUGUAAAAUAUUUGUAACUUGCCUUUGUGACUCCUCAUUGUUGAAGCAUAUCCAUGUAGAUAUGUAGAUCUAAUUCUCUUACAGUGUAAAUAUAGGAAAGGAUGAUCUGUGCCUUUUUAAGCACAGUCUGAAACCACACUCGUUGAUGUUUUCAAAUAGUCAGCUCUGAUCUGAACUGCAGUGACUUGGUCCUGCAAGGUCAGAAUCCUUCAACUUGCAUUUUAUUGGAAGUGUCUGAGAUCAAAGUUACUCUGUAAACUAGAAUUCAGUUUGACUUCAUGAAAUUCAGCAAAGUUUACAAUUUAUAUUGUAUGUAUGAAUAUUCCUGCUUUGCUGUCCAAAUAUACUGUGAAUGUGCUGGAGUUACUCAGAUGUCAAACGUUUAAAAACCAACAAAAAAUACUAUUAUUGGUCCUUUUCAAGUCAGCCAUAAAGAAGUCGCUUGAAAAAUUUGGCUUCAUUAAUGAACAAAUUUCUUUUACCUCUAAGUCCAGAACACUCACUGAUGUUUGUGAGGAAGUUUACAAGCAAAGUAAGGAAAGAUUGGUUGCCUUAGUACUUGUUCUAGGUAAAUAUAUUUUUUAUUCUGUAGUUUUCUAGGUUUUUAUCAGUAUAUAUUAUUUAUACAGAUACACAAAUUACAUAGAGGGGAAAAAUCAGUCCUGUUAUAUUGUAUUUUUCAUUUUUCUUUAUAAUGCAGUAAUUUGCCCAUCAAGACCAGAAAUUUGAAUAGGCUACUUGUUGUACAGCUGCCUCAAUGAGUUUGUUUUAAAACAAAACACAACUUUGUUUUUCACAGGAGAAUGUGAAAUCUUCUUGGAGGGGAGUAAAUCUCUAACCUAUGCACUAAUAAAUUCAUCUAAGCGAGUA